ACGUAGCUUUGUGUCUUUCACUUCCAGCUCCGCUAUUCUCCAUUUUCUACAGAAUUACCAGCCGGUGAGAAAGCGAGAAAAAAAAAGAAAACACCGGAAAAAUGAAUGAAGAAUACGAUGUUAUUGUCCUGGGAACUGGACUCACGGAAUGUAUCCUCUCAGGUAUAAUGUCUGUGAAUGGAAAAAAGGUGCUGCACAUGGACCGCAACUCUUACUAUGGAGGUGACAGUGCAUCCAUCACACCGUUGGAAGAUUUCUACAAAAGAUUCAACAUCCCUGGUACCCCACCAGAGUCCAUGGGAAAGGGAAGAGACUGGAAUGUGGAUCUUGUCCCCAAGUUCCUUAUGGCUAAUGGUCAGCUUGUAAAGAUGCUGCUCUUUACUGAAGUGACCCGUUACCUUGACUUCAAGGUGAUUGAGGGAAGCUUUGUAUAUAAGGGAGGGAAAAUUUACAAAGUCCCAUCCACUGAAACAGAGGCAUUGGCAUCCAGUUUAAUGGGGUUAUUUGAGAAGCGACGAUUCAGAAAAUUUUUAGUUUAUGUUGCCAACUUUGACGUGAACGAUCCAAAAACCUUGGAAGGUGUUGACCCCCACAAGACAACAAUGCGUGAUGUUUACAAGAAAUUCGACCUGGGCCAGGAUGUAAUUGACUUUACAGGUCAUGCACUUGCUCUUUACAGGACUGAUGAUUACUUGGACCAACCAUGCCUAGAGUCUAUCAACAGGAUUAAGCUUUAUAGCGAGUCUCUGGCUAGAUAUGGAAAAAGCCCUUACCUUUACCCUUUGUAUGGUCUUGGAGAGUUGCCACAGGGGUUUGCAAGAUUAAGUGCCAUUUAUGGAGGUACCUACAUGCUGAACAAACCCAUUGAGGAAAUUGUUAUGGAGAAUGGAAAAGUGGUUGGAGUAAAAUCUGAAGGCGAGGUUGCCCGCUGUAAGCAGCUGAUCUGUGAUCCAAGCUAUGUAUCUGACCGUGUGACAAAAGCAGGACAGGUGAUCAGAGUUAUCUGUAUCAUGAGCCAUCCAAUCAAGAACACAAGUGAUGCCAACUCGUGCCAGAUCAUCAUCCCACAGAACCAAGUAAACAGGAAAUCUGAUAUCUAUGUCUGCAUGAUUUCCUAUGCACACAAUGUUGCAGCACAGGGAAAAUACAUUGCCAUUGUCAGCACUACAGUGGAAACCAAUGACCCAGAGAAAGAGAUCAAACCUGCUUUGGACCUUCUUGAGCCAGUUGAACAGAAGUUUGUCAGCAUCAGCGAUCAAUUUGUUCCAACUGACUUGGGAACAGAAAGCCAGAUCUUUAUUUCUCGUGCUUAUGAUGCUACAACUCAUUUUGAGACCACUUGUGAUGACAUCAAAGACAUCUACAAGAGGAUGAUGGGCACAGAGUUUGACUUUGAAGAAAUGAAGCGCAAGAAGAGUGACAUCUUUGGUGAUACCGAACAGUAAAAUAAAGAAAAUCACUCCCAAAAUAUCAAAAGACCAUUAUAUAAAAUACUUGCUGAUUUCAACAUCACGUUGUUGCCACUAAGGAAGUUAAUGAACACAGCAUAACUUUGUAUUGUGGGGCCUGCUUUUUAUAAUCACAUCUUGACAAGUGUUGCACUGAUUAUAGGUUAAAGCCCAUCAUUUUGUUUUUGACCAUCUUGUGUUUGUUUUUCUGACAAAUGGGGUGGUGGUGCUGUCCAAAUAUGCCAAACCUAUCAGAUGUUGAUUUGAUAAACAUGUGAUAUUUAAAGUUAAAAAAAAUAAAUUUAAAAAAUGUAAGUUGUCAGAAGUCCUGUGCAAAUCUUGAACGAUAGUAUUGCUAUGUGUAGGCAAGUGUUAACAAAGGAUAACAGUAGGAGAGUGGAGAUAAAUUAUUAUUAUUUAACGGUUGUUUGGUAACUGGUUAAUUAUUGGGCAGUAUCUCCUCUAGCCUCUCUGAAUCCUCCUUCUUAAUUGUUGGACUAUUAGAGGUGAUGUACCCUGAUCUAUUGUAGCCAAAUAAAGUAUAUAAACUUUUUAAACAAAUAAAACAGAAAAAAGCA
Molecule: messenger RNA, 2026 nt
Organism: Polyodon spathula (Mississippi paddlefish)
Lineage: Eukaryota; Metazoa; Chordata; Actinopteri; Acipenseriformes; Polyodontidae
Product: rab GDP dissociation inhibitor beta
Exons: 11
Coding region: 102-1445 (447 amino acids)
Biological process (GO): protein transport; vesicle-mediated transport; small GTPase-mediated signal transduction
Cellular component (GO): cytoplasm
Molecular function (GO): Rab GDP-dissociation inhibitor activity
Source: RefSeq, a predicted model, not a curated record